GCCAGCCAGGCACCUUUGAGCGUUGCGAGCCGUGACGUGCGCGGGUCAGAAGCGCUCGUGGAGCUCUGCUGAGCUCGUCCCCGCUUCUUCGGAUCCACGAACCCCAAUCGAGAUGCUCGGCAUGAAGGAGCGCAAGAAUCGCAACAUCAAAGGGCUUCAGAUCUCCCAAGAUGCAGCCAAGCCAGGCACGAUCAUCGGACCCGCCACAGGCAGACUACGUGCAGACUCUAGCGCAGCCAAUGGGAGCCCUCGCGCGUCUACGAGUAGUGGUAGCUACGCUUCCGUCUCCGACUGCGACUGCCGCUCAUCGGGUCCCUCGACCUCAGACAAUCAAUCGCUCGCCAGCAGAUCGAGCUCAAGUAGCAGCAAUGAGAGCAAAGGUACCUACACGGAUCAGCUCAGCGAGCAGCUCGCGACGCUCGAGAUUGGACUCGAAGUCAAGCUUGACAUGAAGCCAGAGGAUAUUGUCAUCAUCUCUGAGCUUGGCGCGGGCAACGGAGGCACAGUCAGCAAAGCUCGUCACUUGCCAACUGGCCUCCAGAUGGCACGCAAGGUCGUCCACAUUGAUGCCAAGCCAUCUGUUCGCAAGCAAAUCCUUCGCGAAUUGCAGAUUCUUCACGACUGCAACUCGCCCUACAUUGUGUCCUUCUAUGGAGCAUAUCUUGCCGAGCCGACGAUCUGCUUGUGCAUGGAGUUCAUGGACAAAGGAUCCCUCGACAGCAUCUACAAGAAAAUCGGUCCAAUUUCACCCGAUGUGCUCGGUAAGAUCGCGUUCGCCGUCGUUACCGGCCUCUUCUAUCUGUACGAUGCGCACCGUAUCAUUCACCGAGAUGUCAAACCUUCCAACGUACUCGUCAAUUCGGCUGGCCAAGUCAAGAUCUGCGAUUUUGGCGUCUCCGGCGAACUCAUCAACUCCAUUGCCGACACUUUUGUGGGCACUUCAACGUACAUGUCGCCGGAAAGAAUACAGGGAGCGCCAUACUCUGUCCGUAGUGACACUUGGUCGCUCGGCAUCACCCUCAUCGAGCUCGCACUGGGUCGUUUCCCCUUUGCGCCGGAUGCAGACGACUCUGACGGCGAAAACGACGACGAUCAGACACUGUCGCCUGUCCAUCCGAGCGGCAAAGAUUCUUUCAUCGCAGAAGAAGCCGAACGACGCAAGCAGUCGAGACCGCCUAGGAGAUCCGCAGACGCAGGCACGCAGCGUCCUGGCGGUAUGGCCGGCCCUCGAGGUCACGGCAUGAGUAUCCUCGAGUUGCUACAGCACGUCGUCAAUGAGCCCGCGCCAACGCUGCCUGCUGGCAAAUUCCCUCGCGAGAUCGAGAGCUUCAUUGGCGCAUGUCUCGAGAAAGUCGUCGAGAAGCGUCCGACUCCCAAGCAACUUCUUGUGAGUCCCAUAACGUCCUGCUCGUGAAAGCAAGCACAGCAGAAGUCGAUCUCAGAGGAUGGGCCGAGACAAUCUAGACCGCAACUCGUA
Mixia osmundae IAM 14324 is the source of this 1477-nucleotide messenger RNA. RefSeq lists its product as uncharacterized. Bases 113 to 1414 code for a protein of 433 amino acids. Lineage: Eukaryota; Fungi; Basidiomycota; Mixiomycetes; Mixiales; Mixiaceae. The record is from RefSeq and is a predicted model, not a curated record. Gene Ontology annotation, molecular function: protein kinase activity; ATP binding. The transcript has 9 exons. Gene Ontology annotation, biological process: protein phosphorylation.